Molecule: messenger RNA, 2683 nt
Organism: Trichechus manatus latirostris (Florida manatee)
Lineage: Eukaryota; Metazoa; Chordata; Mammalia; Sirenia; Trichechidae
Gene: TAC4
Product: tachykinin precursor 4
Exons: 2
Coding region: 1-207 (68 amino acids)
Source: RefSeq, a predicted model, not a curated record
AUGCUGCUCUGCCUCACCCUGAUUCUCCUGAUGGGGCUGUCUGUGUGCACCGUGGCUGGGGACAGCAGAGAGGAGCUGACACUCAGCGCUGAAGCAGGGCCCUGGGAAGGCGCUGUGCUCAGCAUUCAGCUCCAACUUCAGGAAGUGAAGAGGGGCAAGGCAAGCCAGUUCUUUGGGCUGAUGGGGAAGCAGGUGGUAGGUGAGUGACGAAGGUGGGCAGUGCCCAGUAAGGAGUGGUUCUGCAUGGGUUUCCGAAACACCAAGGGGAAAACCUAGGUUCAAGCCCAGGACCUGGGGUCAGUUACUCCAAUCCAGCAGGGGGCACUCUCCCAAUGGGAUGGGGGUAGAGUGUCCAUAUAAAUUACCAUCCAAACCAGGAUACUUUGGAGAGUUAAUAAUCAUACAGGGCAACAGGUGUAAAUUGGGUCUGUCCCCAGCACGUGGGGAGUCAGAUCACCCUUAGGGUGCAGGCAACUGCUCUGCAACCUGGCUGGUACCCUUGCCUCGGAUAUAUGGAUGACUUUGGAGAAUAGAGAUGAAGCUAGAGCUCAGGGUCUAGAGGUAAGCAAAGCCACAGGCCAAGUUUUCUAGUCAAUACUAUUUGGCCCAAACUACUAUUAAAAUGAACCUGUGUUUCCUGAGGGCACUGUCAGCCUGGGAGUCAUGCCCUGGGUGACAAGGAGAAAACAGUCUGGACAGACAGCAAUUUUUUCUUAUUGUCAACUUUCUUUUUUUAAAGUGGUAAUGCACGGUGUUGGUGAGGGUGUGAAGAAAGUGGCACUUUUGUACCCUGUCUAUUUGGAAGCCAUCUUGGUGGCAUUCUUCAGAGUUGGGAAUAUGCAUACAUUUGACCAGCAGCCUCACUUCAGAGAAUCUAACAAACAGAAACGCUGUUCCUACGUGAGCCCUGAGAUGUUGGUACCAGAGUGAACACUGCCAACUUGUUUGUAACAGCAAGAAUUUGGGAAUAACAGAAAGAAUUAUCAAUACGGACAUGGUCAAAGUGCAUUAGGUACAUCCAUAAACUUUGUGGCCAUUUAAAAAAAUGAGGCAGAUCUGUGGUAAGACAUGGAAAGUUCUCCAGGAUAUAUGAUUAAGCAGAAAAAGCAAGCGACAGAAUAUGGGUGCUAGGCGCCUACUUGUUUAAAAAAGCACACAUACAUACAUACAUAUAUAUAUAUAUACAUAUAAAUGCAUACAGAAACUUCUAGAAAGAUAAAUACCAAAUUGUCAACAGUGGUUGUUAAAAGUGCUUAGAACAGUGCCAGGAACAUAGUAGGUGAAAUGUCAGCUAUUUAUUAUUACUGUUAUGUACACUAUUGUGUAAAAGAUGGAAAAGAGCCCAAGUUGAGGCUAGAGAACGAGAGGAAGUGGAAGUGAGAGAGAGUGAAGAGGGACUUUAAUUUUUACUGUAUAUACCUCUGUAUUAUCUGAAUUUUUUUUAUAGUGGGCAUGUAGUCAAGGGCUGCUUUUGUAAUAAAAAACAUGCAUAUAAAAAAUAGAGAAAACAGUUCUUGUGACUAAAUACUUUUGGCUUUUGGUUCGUCUGCAAAAUGUGUUUUAGACUGGGCCAUUUCAAAGUUCUCCUUCAAAUCUAACAACCCAUGAGGAGCAGGGGUUGGGGCUAUAAGUAAAAUAUUUCUUGAGCACCUACUAUGCUCACACAUGACUAAAUAUCCAUAAUAACAUCCCCCUUAUAACCAGUGGGAAACCUGCGGCUCAGGUAAGUACUUUUCCCAAGUAUGCCCAGCACAGGUGCCUCUGACUCCAAGUCUGUGUACUUCCCACUACUCCACACUGCUUCCUAGAAGGAGCAGCCGAGUGGCUCAGCCACACAGGGACAAUGGGGACCAACUAGAGUCCCACUGAAGACCCACCAGAGGCACCAAACUCCCAAAAGCCAUGAGCCCUUCCCACUUCACCAAGCCCCCAGUAAAGCAGUACUAUCCUCAUUCCUGCUUUCUCUUUCCCCAGGAAUGUCACCAGUCCAGCCAGUGAGAAGACAGGUAAGUGUUGCCCAGGCCUUCCCCUCAGCAUCCUUCCUGAGAAGCGUAGAUAUUUCCAGGCCACCAACAGUCAGGGGGAUUUGGGAGACGCUCUGGCCAGGCCGGCAGAGCUCUGCAGAGGGUGGGCCAGCAUGGUUUAGCCACACAUUGGCUUCUUGGGCAGAUUCUUGUGGUUGUUCCCACCGUGGGGUGGUGUGUGCCACUUAGGGAGUGGAUGCAGGAAUAAGGGAAGACAAGGAUAAAUCUAGUUCUGCGAAAUGUUCAGUUACCUUGGGCCUAAAGGCUGGGGUUGGAAAAGCAAAUCAACCAAAGAUAGGAAUGCUCAGUGUUUCAAUCCAUUCCUCACCCUGUACCCAGAAGGAUCUUAAAAGUGAAAAUCUGAGCAGUCACUCUCCUGCAUAAAAUCUUCAGUGAAAAAGGAAAAGCAAAAACAAAACAAGCCAUCUUUUACCCACCACCCUCUCGUGCUCUCAGGAUCAAGUCCAACCCCCAACAUGGCUCACCAGAUUGCCCAGCCCCAUCUCUUAUGGCUCUCCUUCCCUGUUCACCUGCCCUACCCAAAGCACAGUGCACUAUACUGUCCUGCUGGGGUACGUGGCUGGUGUCCCCAAACUGGGAACUCCCGAAGGGCAGGCACCAGCUCUGCCACUGGCUCUGUAUGCCCAACCUCCAGCAGU